GCGGCGGCACGGCCUUCUGGCGCGCAUAUCAGUUUCCAUGUUUUGCCUGCCAAAGAAAAAUUGAGCCCAAUGUUUCCAAACGAAUCUAGUUCAGAUGAGAUUUCUAAAGUAAAUGUCGUUACACAAACGUUUAAGGAUAAUUUAGAGCCAAAUGUUGUGCCAGGAAAUUUAGCAGUAUUGCUACCUGCUGCUGGCUGUGAAUGUUUCGAUAGUGUUGUAGGAGGGGCAUCUAUCCACACUGCCCAUUUUGCCCCUCUGAUGUCCACAGACCAAGUACCUGCUCUCAGGGACUCAAUGGACUGCAGUACCAGUGGAUCCACUACCCUGGAAGCAGAAGUAGCAACAGACAGUCGGCCUCCUGUGCAGCAUUCUCCAUGCGCACAAAGUGAUCUAAUGGGACAUGCGUGCACAGAAUUUUCUGACCACUACCAGCAGCAGCAGCAGCAAAUCAGUUCCAAAGAAGUAGCAGUUCAUUCAAAUGUAGAGCAAUCUGUCCUUCCUCCAGCAUCUACCACUGCCAGCAGGCUGGGGGAUGGGACAAACCACAAACAAACUAGUGCAGGGCUACAUGCUUUGCACCUCAGCAGUAACAAGUCUGAGGCCUUGGGCCAGCAGGGGGGCACAGGGGAAGCCGGAGGGAGGGAUGGAGCUGAACCACCCUCUGGCUCAUCCCCUGAGCUGGAGAUACUCUCAGCAUCUGUGAUAAUCAGCUCAACUUCUAGUGGCACCGCAGGUCUUCCGUCCCUUGUGGUGACCAGCCACAAUGCAGUGCAGCACCAGGACACCAGUGCGUCACUUGCAAGUCAUCUCGGUUCUUCCAACACCAAUAGUCCACCAACCAGUGCACAAACUUGCACGAAAUCAAUCAGUAAUUGCAAUCCACUGUCAGAUCUAAAAUACUUGGACAAGUCGGCACAUGUUCCUGAAACUUCUAAUAAUUAUAAGAGUGACAGCAAUAUUUUAAAUUCAACUGAAGGCCCUGCAACAAACUUACGAUGGGGAAUUCCCAGGGGUGUAGGAUUACGUGGUGGUGGAGAGAGCUCCCUAACUGGAGGCAGCGGAACUAGUGGCUGGGGUUCCGGUGCUGGGGGGACAACUGGCGGAGGCUGGGGAUCCUCCGCAGGGUCUUCACAGCAGCAGCAACAGUCGGGCUCCAGCCAGUGGGGUAGUAGUAGUGGUAGCAGCCGUUCCAGCUCUGCAGUCUCAAGUGGCCCAGGAUCUACUGCUGCGAACAGCAGUGCUCAGCAAGGGUCAGGUAACUCAAAUAAGGGCAAUAAUUCACAAAGUGGACAAAAUUCAUCACAGCAGAGCCAGCCACAACAAUCACAACAACAAGGAGGUAGCUCUGCAUCAUCAACACAGUCUACAUCCUCCCAGAUGAGUCAACAAAGUGGCCAGACAGGUGGAGGUGCACAGCAGCUUGGGGGAGGUGGAAGCGGUCAAUCUCAAGGUUCACAACAGCAGCAGUCUGGUAGCAGCUCAGUAACUCAGCAGCAGACCUCCAGCGCAGCUGGACAGCAAGGCAGUUCCACAAAUCAAUCCUCUUCCCAGCAACAGCAACCAGGGACAUCAACUGGUCAUAUUCAGACUGUGACAUCUGGCCAGAGUUCAGUACAGCAAUCUCAACAACAGCAAGGCAGUAACAAUGGUUCCAACUCUAGUGCAUCUGCUUCAUGGGCUGCUGCCGCUGGCAAAGGUCUAAGUGGCAGCGGAAGUGUAAAUACAGGAACAUCUAGUUCGGGACAACAGUCUUCUGGAGCAACUUCAGGUUCUUCCAAGCAGCAGCAACUUGAGCACCUGAAUUCCAUGCGAGAAGCACUCUUCAGUCAAGACGGUUGGGGAGGGCAACAUGUCAAUCAGGAUACAGGUUGGGACAUCCCUGCUUCACCUGAACCAGGUGUUAAAGAUGGUGCUCCUGUCUGGAAGCCAAAUGUCAACAAUGGGACAGACCUGUGGGAAGCAAAUCUUCGCAAUGGUGGUCAGCCACCACCCUCGCAGGCUGUUCAAAAGACACCAUGGGGCCAUACACCGAGUAGCAACAUCGGAGGCACGUGGGGUGAGGACGACGAUGUGGCAGAUAGUUCAAAUGUGUGGACCGGUGUCCCUACAGCUCCCCCUGGCCCAGGCCCCACGGCAUCAGCGUCUCAGUGGGGUGGACCUGCAGCUCCUGGUGCGGCGGCGGCAGCUGCAGCUGCUGCAGCAGCCGUUUGGGGUGGUGGAAUGUUAGGCCCACGAGAGCAUAUGCACGGUGUCGUUGAGGGGGGAUUGCGUGGAGAUGUAGGGGUGAGGGACAUUCGGGGCGUGGGUGAGAUGAGAGCUGCAACUGGAGUGGGAGUGGGGGAUCCUCGCCGCUUGAACGGUAGUGGUGUUGGGGUCGGGGCAGGAGGUGACACGAGUGCUAUGUGGGCAGCACACCCCACAGCAAGUGCUCCACAUCAUGGUGCUGCACAACACCACACUGGGCAACCGUCACAGGCGAAGAUGGUGCCACCUACAGUCCCUACAGCAGGCGUAAACCAGUGGGCUGGCCCACCCCCAAAAGAUCUCACCUUGGGAAGCAGUGUGGGUGUCACCAAACCAUCAGGUUGGGAAGAACCAUCUCCUCCAGCACAACGCCGUAAUCUGCCAAACUACGAUGAUGGAACAUCAUUCUGGGGCAGCCAAUCUAGUCGCAUUGGUAAGGUGUCCCAUUGGAAGGAAAUGCCAACUCCAAAUGUUGGGCGAGGAAGCAUGCCAUGUCCUCCAGGCAUGCCACAAAACAGACUUCCAGGAAACACAUCUGGAGGAGCAAAACCUGAUGGUACACCAAUUUGGGCCCAACCAGGAAGAAAUGGGUCGUGGGGUGAUACCACUCAUGAUGCAAGUAAUGCUGGCUGGGGUGAUGAAUCAAAGGUUGCUGCCAGCAUUAAUUCUUGGAAUGAGCCACCUCUCACUCCAACUUCUUGGGCUGGACCGAAAGCAAAGAAUCCUCUCAACCCGGGUGGCUGGAUGGAUGGUGAUAUGGACACAAGUUCUUGGGGGCAUCCUCCAAAACAGGGUCCAAAGCAAUUAACGAGAGAUAUUGUGUGGUCCAGUAGACAGUUCAAACUACUGUCAGAGUUGGGAUUCAAGAAGGAAGAUAUCGAGAACGCCUUGCGUGCAAGCAACAUGAUUCUUGAGGAUGCUCAUGAGCUACUGUCCACUGCUAGUCGUGUGGGUGUAGAGAGCUGGCGUCGUCAUGAUGAUCAUUCGCCAUUUGAUCUCACAAGUGGACACCCAAAUGUUGGAGCAUGUGCUGCUGGUGUAGGUGUUGGUGUUGGAAUGGGUGCCUUUCCUGGUCAGAGAUUCAACCCUGUUGCUGCUCAACAGAUGCCCUUUGCGCCACCGGGCCCUGGUGGUGGUGUGAGUAAUGCAGGACCAAACCUUUUGAAUAAUGCGGGAUUAAAUAUAAACAGCAUGAGCCCAGCUAUUAUGCAAAAGAUGCUCAGCCAACAGCCACCCCCAACACCGCAGCAGGCUCACCCUGGUGCUGCUGCCCAGGCAGCCGUGCAGCAGCCCACAGGUGCGGGUGUUGGUGUGGGCGCAUUCAGCUCACCUGCAGCUGCGGCGGCUGCUGCUGCUGCACGUGCACCCCAGGCGCAGCCAACUGCUACUCAGUUACGCAUGCUUGUGCAGCAAAUACAGAUGGCCGUUCAAGCUGGCUACCUCAAUCAUCAGAUUCUUAACCAACCAUUGGCUCCACAAACUUUGAUAUUGUUAAAUCAAUUGCUGCAGCAGAUAAAGGCCUUGCAGAACUUGAUGCAACAACAAGCUGUUGUGCAAGUGCAACCCCAUAAGAAUAGUUCCAAUGCCGUUCUGCAAAUUUCUGUGCAAAUAACGAAGACUAAACAGCAAAUUACAAAUUUGCAGAACCAGAUAGCAUCACAGCAGGCAAUCUAUGUGAAACAGCAGCAACAACAACAACACCAGCAGCAGCAACAGCAGCAGCAGCAACAGCAGCAGCAGCAGCACCAACAACAGCAACAGCAGCAACAACAGCAGCAGCAUCACAUUGCUGCUGUGCAAGGGGCACAGCAGUCUGAAUUUUUCAAAUCUACGCUGCAUGAUCAGAUGAUGCUACCUCACAAGUUUGCUGAUCUCACAAUUGCUACAGAUCCAACUGCGCAGAUGCCAUCAUCUUAUCAGACCAGUCAGCAGUCCCGUCUGAAUCAGUGGAAACUGCCAUCUCUGGAGAAAGAUCAAGACGUGACCAGUAAUGAAUUCAGCAGAGCUCCAGGCACAACUACUAAGACUGCACUUCCUCAGAGUCAUUCUUCACCAAAUAUGAAUCCUCUCCUCGGACCUAGUGAUGGGACUUGGUCAACUGUAACUGCACGGGCUGGAUCAGAUACAGGUUGGCCUGAUGUGUCUGGAGCAGGCAGUGGUGGGGAUGGCAGCAUUCAGCCCGGAGGUGACAGUAAAGACCCAUGGCCAGCAGUUACUACCAGUGCAGCAGCUGCAUUCACAGACCUUGUACCAGAAUUUGAACCAGGAAAGCCAUGGAAGGGUACUCCAAUGAAAAGCAUUGAGGAUGAUCCGAGUAUCACACCAGGGUCCGUUGUGCGCUCUCCACUAUCAUUACCGGUAAUAAAAGAUGAAAUUUUCACUGGAGGCAGCAAAACCUCUCCUACUGUCAGUUCAUCAAUGGAUACACCUGUACCACCUCUUAGCCUUUCCUCAUCUACGUGGACUUUUAAUCCUGCUCCACCAACGAGUUCCAUGGGAAAAUUGGGAGGUGGUGGUGGAGCAGGUGCUGGAAGUGGCAGCAAGGGUGGUUGGGGUGAACCACCUCCCUCUGGGGGCGUCGUUACUGGUGAGUUGUGGGGAGCCCCUUCUGGCGGAAUGGCAGCAGCCAGCAAAGCACGAGGACCACCACCUGGCCUGGCAGGUACUGGUGCAGGCGUUGCUGUAGGAAAGAGCAAUGGCUGGGGAGGCCUCAGUGGUUCUGUUGUCACAAAUGCUGCUGGCACUGGUGGCACAGGACGCUCUUCUUGGGGCAUUCAGACUCCUGCAUGGGGCUCCACAUGGUUGCUGCUCAGGAAUCUCACACCACAGAUUGAUGGCUCAACACUAAAGACACUUUGUGUGCAACAUGGUCCUUUGCUCAGUUUUCAUUUGUACCUGAAUCAUGGAAUUGCUCUUGCCAAGUAUUCUACACGUGAAGAGGCUAAUAAAGCUCAAGGGGCACUUAACAAUUGCGUCCUCGGCAAUACGACGAUUUUUGCCGAGUCACCUGGUGAGUCGGAGGUGCACUCAUUGCUACAGCACCUGGGCCAUGGUGGUGGUGGUGGCGCUGGUGGCCAGCAGACAUCUGGCAGUGGUUGGGGUCCAGGACCAGGUAGUGGACGUGGAUCAGGAGGCAGUGGUGCUGGGGGAUCCCAAGGUGGUCCAGGGCCUGCGAAGUCGGCAUCUGACGCAUGGGGUGGAGUUGCAGGUAGCCAGCUUUGGCCACCUACUCCAUCAUCUGUCUCAGGUUCCUUGUGGGGAGACGGAACGUCAGGUGGUGAUCAACACCGCUCGACGCCUUCGUCUCUCAAUUCGUUCCUGCCAGGUGACUUACUGGGUGAGGGCUCAGUGUGAACUAAACUUGUGCCUACCUACAGGAAUUUAAAAUCCUUUCCUUUGUCCCAUCUGUGCACGUAAACGUAUAUUGGGCAUAAUAUUGAGUGAAGAAUGAGCUUCUAUCGAAUCUUCUCCAUAGUGACGUACUCGAAGUUUUCCAUCCUUUUACAUAAGGAAACUGCUCCCAAAUUCCAUCUCCUAUCUAUCACCUCAGUGCCGGCAUGCUGUCCAACUGCAAAAUGUGUUGGAUAGUAGCCAUUGUAAAACAAAACUGAAUUUAAAAUAGAAUGACUUGGAGAACCUGUGCGCAUUGCUGUGGAGAAGAGAGAAAUCUCCAUACCUGUGAUCUCAGUUUCCUAUUUGCGCUAUACGGUUGCUUCUGUCCCCAUAACUAUGAGAGUCUAGUUAGUGACAGCAGUUGUAUUCUUAUUAUUAUGUUACUUAUAUAAAUAUAUAUAUAUGUAUAUAAAAUAUAUGAGGAUUGCAGUUUUGACUGUUAAGAUGUGAGGAUUAAUUUUUAAAAAUAUUUAAUGUUGUUACAAUCAGACUGUGUGCCAAAUACCUGGCAUUAGUUUUUGAAGGCUGUCCUGUAAAAGUGCUGCCUUCCCAUUUCUUUGCGGCUGUACACAAUCGAAGUGUUCCCUUGAAAUAAUAGUGUUCAAUGUUUGUGAUCCAUUACUUCAAAAAAAAAAAAAAAAAAAGAAAAUAUAGACAUAGUGAUAAAUUUUGACCAGCACUAGUAGGUGCUAUGCAUACACUCGUUUCUUUGUUGCAUUACCUGUGUGUGCAUAGACGUAAAUUGGUGCAGAGUAAUCAAACUUAUCCACUUAACAACUGGAAAGAAUAAAAUUUUGUAUGUGUAUUGUAUUUUCAACUGUGCUGUGACUCUAAAGUGGCUUUAUGUUGAAUGUAAGAUGUUCCAUUUGCCCAGUUUUGAUUAAUGAAAAUGCUCUCUCUCCUUCAGAAUUGACAAAAGCAACGAGAGAUUUGCUUUUCUUUUCUUUUCUUUUAGAUGAUAGUGCAAAACUUAUACUCCUGAGUAUACUAAGGUUUUCUUUAUAGUAAUAACAGCCAAAAAAGAGUUUAGUAUAGUAUUGUAGAAGCAGACUCAGUGUUGUUGAAAUUGUGGCUCUGCACAGUUAAAUAAAGUAUUGUAAGCUACAAAUAAAAGCCAUGGUUAGACUAGAGCCAUAAUUAUAGAUGGAUGCUGUGAUGAUAGUGAAAGAGAUGACAACCAUGCAAAUGCCAUCAACAGCCACCACAUCUUCAACAGCAGCAACAACAUCCACAACAGCAACAACAUCCAUCAACAUUUACUAUCUACUACUACUACUACUACUACUAUUACUACUACUACUGCAACAAUAACAAUAAUAACAACAACAACAACGACAGCAGCUGCAGUGAACAUAUGGAAGAUUUUUCAAAAAGAGCCAAGUAUUGUGUACAUAACAAGCUUACCUGUAAUUAUUUUUCUCCAGUGAGUAUAGUACCAAAUUCUGAAUCGAAACACAAGGUUUUUAUGUAGAUUAAGAUCAAUCGUAAAUACAUAGGGAUUAAGAUUUUAAGGUAAAAUAUGAGGUAUUUAAUAUAUUGCGUUUAAAAAACACAUUUUUAUGAAAAGUGGUAAUAUUUAAAAACCAAGUGCAUUCUAAUUAUUAUUCUAUUGUAGCCAGUGUAAGUAUAAACAUGUGUAUUUAUAUAAAAAGUUUGCUGCAUCCUUAUUAAAUGUGAUAUAAUCUUGUAAGUGAUCCUGUGCAAACUCGUCAAUUUUUGUGAACUUUUAACUAGAGAAUAAUGUGUGAUUUCCUUUAUUUCUUUUUAAAAAGUGAAUGUGUGUGUGUGUGUGUGUGUGUGUGUGUGUGUGUUUUGACGCGCAAGUUUGCGCGUUUGUGUGGCGUGCAUGUUUAGUGCAAGAUCUUGGGCCUGAGUGUAUUUUGAUGUCAAAAUAGUUAGAAAAAUCUAUGAUUUUCCUUGCUUUCCCACUCCUCCUCUGAAGAUUAUGCUCUUGAUGGUGCAUGGACACAUGUAAUUUGUAAAAAACUAGUAUGUAUGUACAUAAAACAAAUUUUUGAAGACAUGGAUUUCAAAAAUAUUUUUGACACAAAACAGAUAAAUUAAGGAGUAUUUUCUGCAUUUUUCUUUCAAUUUUUAAAUAGUUCAUUGCUUUUAUGAGGGGGAGAAUUAUAGUAUCUUACAUUGCAGUAUGAGCUUGAGACAAAUAGUUGAUCUAUUUAAUUAAAUAAGGUAGCAAGAUCUUAACACAAGUGUGCGCAACUAAAAACGUUGAAUCCAUCCUUGCCAUGUUUGUUUUUUAAUCAUGUGAGAAGAAUGAGUGUGUGAAGGCUGUUAUACUCUUUUU
Molecule: messenger RNA, 7942 nt
Organism: Schistocerca americana (American grasshopper)
Lineage: Eukaryota; Metazoa; Arthropoda; Insecta; Orthoptera; Acrididae
Gene: gw
Product: protein Gawky
Exons: 24
Coding region: 70-5598 (1842 amino acids)
Biological process (GO): positive regulation of nuclear-transcribed mRNA poly(A) tail shortening; miRNA-mediated gene silencing by inhibition of translation
Cellular component (GO): nucleoplasm; P-body
Molecular function (GO): RNA binding
Source: RefSeq, a predicted model, not a curated record